AUGCAUGCACGUUCCACCCGUGGCCUGGCUCGGCUAUUGCGGUGGGUGGACGGAGAUGAGCGAGCGCCGGCGGCCGUGGACCUGCUGCUGCUCCUGGUGCCUGUCCCUGGUGUCUGCUUCCUCCCGCUGCACCUGGAUGUGCAAACAUACAUCCUAACUCCAAAGGAUUUCAGACAAACGGAUCAUGUUUUUGUCAUUUCUGUUGGUGCCGGGAAGGGCAACAAGGCCUCAAGCAGGGCUAUCGCGGCCUGGAUGGUGAAGGUGAGCUCGAUGGCAUACAAAACCAAGGGGUUGGCAGUACCAGGAGGGAUUAUGGCGCACUCUAAACACAGUGGUAAAAGUGCCGUUGUUACAGCUUUGAUUGUGGGUCUGGGCGGCAAAGCUGCAACUAUGAACGGAGGAUCCUCUAUAAAAGAAUUUGUGAAAGAGGGACAGACGUCUGCGGACAUAUCAAUAAGAUUGCGUAACCGAGGAUCGGAUGCAUUCAGACCGGAGGUGUACGGAGAUUCCAUUGUGGUUCAGCAGCAUUUAACUGUAGAUGGAGGCCGCACUUACAAACUGAAAAGUAAAACGGGGAGCAUUGUUUCAUCGAAGAAAGAAGAACUUGUCUCAAUCCUUGACCAUUUCAACAUACAGAUAGACAACCCAGUGUCCAUUCUAACUCCGGAGAUGAGCAAACUCCUUAUGCACUCUAAGAAUAAAUCUGACUUGUAUAAGUUUUUCAUGAAAGCUACACAGCUGGAGCAGAUGAAAGGAAAAUAUUCUUACAUCAUGGAAACAAAGAUCAGCAGAGAUAACCAAGUUACUUUUGAUAAAGAGAGACUCCAGGAGCUAAAGCAGGAUUAUAUAAGAAAUGAGGAUAGACUAAAAGACCUGGCAUCACUGGGCGAAAGGAAGAAGAAGUUAGAAGAUCUCAGCCGUAGCAUGGCCUGGGCAGUGGUGAUUGAGCUGGAGAAGCAGCUAAACCCAGUUAGGGAACAAAUCGCUGCAGAGGAGGGGCGCACAGUAAACUUUGAGCAGAUCAUCAACGAAUGGCAGGAAAAAGUGAGCAGUGCUGAUGAGAAUUUCCGAGCUAUACAGGAGAAGCUGGAAGAGAUCAGCCAGGAGGCUCAGGCGCUGAAACCGCAGUGCAUAGCGUUAAAAGAUGAUGUGCAGCAAAAGAAGAAGUCCUAUCAUGAAUCAGAGGUCGUUUUUAAUCGUCACAUGAUGGGCUUGAGACAACUGGAAAGAGAUGCGCAGCAGCUGCAGAUGCGAAUUGAAGAGUUAAAGAACAGUACUGAUAAUACCUCUGAUGAAGAAAAGAGACUGAGACAAAUACAACUACAGAAACAUAAAGUAAAGGAACUACACGCUCAGGAGGUCACAACUACGGAGCAGAUGGGCCAGUUCCAGCAGGCCAUAUACAGGGACAAAGAAGAGCGAAGCAAGCUCCUUAAUGAAGAACGUGAUCUGAAACACCAGAUCGAAAGACUGAAAAGGCAAAUAAAGGAGUUUCAGGACAGCAGAACAGACAGACUGAGGAGAUUUGGACCAAAUAUGCCAUCCCUUUUGGCAGCGAUUGAUGAUGCCUACAGACAGGGGCGCUUCAAGGAAAAACCCAUUGGACCGUUAGGUGCUUGCAUUCGUCUGAAAGACCCACAGCUUGAUCUUGCAGUAGAAAGUUGUCUGAAGUCCCUGCUCCUUGCUUUCUGCUGUGAUAAUCACCAAGAUGAGAGAACUCUGCAAAAUCUGAUGUCCAGGGAGUUCCAACAUGGUCAACGACCCUCGAUCAUCGUAAAUGGGUUCCGAGACAGAAUGUAUGAUGUCUCACAACGUGCUGUUUGCCAUCCUCUAUACCCAACUGUAUUGACGGCUAUAGAGAUUGAUAACCCUGUGGCUGCUAACUGCCUGAUUGAUAUGAGGGGAAUCGAAACUGUGCUGCUCAUUAAGAAUAACAGUGAGGCUCGAGAUGUGAUGCAGAGAAGACAACCACCUAGAAACUGUAGAGAAGCUUUUACUGCGGAUGGAGACCAAGUGUUUAAAAACUAUUCAUCAGACUUCAACCGAGCCAGAUACCUGAGCCGAGAUGUGGAAAUGGAGAUCGGUCACCUGGAAGGAGAAAUUGGUAAUUUGGCCUCCCAAUUAUCCACAGUCCAUCAAAGGGGUUUUUUCUUAGACAACGACAUCAGGAAAAAUGAAGACGUUCUACGUCUGCAUCAUGACACAAAGAAAAGGAUACAAGGCCAGCUCAGAGAAGCUAAUGCUCGUAUAGCCGAUCUGGAAAGUGUAGAGGAGCAGACUUCUAUUGACAUUUCAACAUUGGAAAGUGAAUUACAGGAGAACAAGAGCCAGAAUGAGCAUGACAGACUUGAGAUGGCGAAGGAACGGGAGCGCAUGGAACAUUUCAGAUCUCUGCUUUUGAACUCCGAGGGGCAGUAUGUUGAGAUAAAAAUUAAAAUCAAUUCUGUGUCUGAGUGGAAGGAUCCGGUAAAGGAAGCACUCCAUGAGGUGGAGUUGGAGGUAGGAUACUGUAAGCGGCAUAAGAAACACUACGAGGAAAAGCUCCGCCUUCAUUUAGAAGCAAUAAAGAAAAGCAAACAUGAGUUGAGGACCAAAGAAAGUGACUUGGAGGAUAAAAUCUCUCAUGCAAAGCAGAUUAAUCCUGAGAGAAUUGAAGUCACUCCAAGUGCUAAAAGUCUGGAUGCAGAAAUUAAAACGCUGAAGGCGAAGAUCAACUCGGAGCGCGAUCUUCACGGAAAUGGAGAAGAGAUUAUAAAAAAAUACCUUGCUUCAAAAGAGAAAUAUCAGGAAAUGCGUAUUAAAGUAAAGUAUCUCAAGAAGUUUGUUAAACUGUUGGAGGACAUAAUGACACAGAGAUAUAAGAUGUACCAGAAAUUCCUCAGGUAUCUCAGUUUGCGAUGCAAGUUUUACUUUGACUCCUUACUCUCUCAGCGAUCCUACUCUGGGAAAAUCUCAUUCGACCACAAGAAUGAGACACUCUCUAUUACCGUCCAGCCCGGAGAAGGAAAUAAAGCUUCAAUAACCGAUAUGAGGUCUCUCUCUGAAGGGGAACGAUCUUUCUCAUCUGUUUGUUUUUUGCUUUCUCUCUGGUCGAUUGCUGAGUCCCCUUUCCAGUGUCUGGAUGAAUUUGAUGCACACAUGGACAUGGUGAAUAGGCGGAUAUCUAUGGAUAUGAUACUCACUAUGGCAGAUUCUCAGCAAUAUCGCCAGUUCAUUCUUCUAACGCCUCAACAUAUGAGCUCCCUCCCAUCUAGCAAUCGCAUCCGAAUUCUUCGAUUGCAAGAUCCUGAACGAGGACAGACCACGUUGCCUUUUGUGCCAAGAAACCAGGAAGAUGAAGAAACUGAAGAUUAAAUUCUCCAUCCUCCUGUCUGAA
Molecule: messenger RNA, 3376 nt
Organism: Nanorana parkeri
Lineage: Eukaryota; Metazoa; Chordata; Amphibia; Anura; Dicroglossidae
Product: structural maintenance of chromosomes protein 6-like
Exons: 25
Coding region: 1-3354 (1117 amino acids)
Biological process (GO): double-strand break repair via homologous recombination
Cellular component (GO): site of double-strand break; nucleus; Smc5-Smc6 complex
Molecular function (GO): single-stranded DNA binding; damaged DNA binding
Source: RefSeq, a predicted model, not a curated record